AGAAUGUGCUCUAACAAUCUCUUGUCAAUCCUCUGUUUUGUCCUAGCCGUUAGCUUCGGUUACGUAUCUGCACAAGAAUGCGGAGAGAAUAUGUCUUUCAGACCAAACGGAACUUACGAUACAAACCGUCGUCUCAUUCUCUCAACUCUAGCUUCCAACGUCAGCUCUCAAGACGGCUACUACUACAACGUCUCGGUCGGUAAAGGCCCAGGAAGAAUCUAUGCCUUAGCCCUCUGUAUUCCACAGACUGAACCAAAGGUCUGUUCCGAUUGUAUCCAACAAGCGUCUGACGGUUUAUCAAAAACCUGUCUAAACCAGACCGACGCAUACCACUGGAUAGAGACGUUCUGUUUUGUUCGUUAUUCCAACCACUCGUUUUUCGACGAGAUAGAACUAGAGCAGCCACAUGCAGUGACCAGUACUGGAAUAUACCAGGGGAACCUUACAGCUUAUACCAGAACAUGGGAAGCUUUCAUGGAAUUUAUGCUCACCCGAGUCGGUCAACCUCGAUACCUGGCCGAGAUAUCCCCUCCGAUAGGUUUUGAUCGUAUAUACGUGCUGAUGCAGUGUAUUCCGGGGUUAUCCUCUGGGGAGUGUGAAACCUGUAUUCGAGCAAAUGUGGGUGUGUAUCAGAGAUGCUGCAAUGGUAGAAUAGGUGGAGUCGUUUACAAUUCGGUUUGUUAUUUCCGAUGGGAUGGUUAUGAAUAUUUUGGUGCCUUUGACGACACGCCAUCUCGACCCACACCAACCCUUCCUCCUCCUCCUCCUCGUCGUCCUCCUCCUCCUCGUCGUCCUCCUCCUCCUACUCUUCCUCCACAUCCCUUAGAUGUAAAAAAGCUUUCUACUGGAGCUAUGGUUGCGAUUGUUGUUUCCUUGGUUAUAUUCGUGGUAUUGUGUGCCUCAGGAUUAGUUAUAUGGAAGAGAAGACAAUCAUACAAAACAUUAAAACCUCAAACUGAUGAUGACAUGACAAGUCCACAGUCUCUGCAAUAUGAUUUUACGACAAUUGAGGCGGCAACAGAUAAGUUUUCAGAGAAUAAAAAACUAGGUCAAGGCGGAUUUGGUGCAGUUUACAAGGGAAUGUUAGCAAAUAAAACAGAAAUUGCGGUGAAGCGGCUAUCGAGAAAUUCAGGACAAGGAACACAAGAGUUCAAGAACGAGGUUGUGAUUGUUGCCAAGCUUCAACACAAGAAUCUUGUUAGACUUCUAGGGUUUUGCGUGGAAGGAGAUGAACAAAUACUUGUCUACGAGUUUGUUCCCAACAAGAGCCUUGACUAUUUCCUCUUUGAUCCAACAAAGAAGAGUCAGCUAGAUUGGAAAAGACGGUACAACAUCAUAGGAGGGAUAACGAGAGGAAUUCUUUAUCUUCAUCAAGACUCAAGACUCACCAUCAUACAUCGUGACAUCAAAGCAAGUAACAUUCUGUGUGAUAUGAACCCUAAAAUAGCGGAUUUCGGAAUGGCUAGGAAUUUCAGAGUGAACCAAACUGAAGACAAGACAGGAAGAGUUGUUGGAACAUUCGGUUACAUGCCUCCAGAGUAUGUGACGCAUGGCCAGUUCUCCACAAAAUCAGAUGUCUAUAGCUUCGGAGUAUUGAUUCUAGAAAUUGUUUGUGGCAAGAAGAAUAGCAGCUUCUAUCAGAUGAAUGAUUCUGGUGGCAAUUUGGUUACACAUGUUUGGAGGCUUUGGAACAAUGAUUCACCCUUAGAACUAAUCGACCCCGCGAUUGGGGAAAGCUACGAGAAGGAUGAAGUCAUUAGAUGCAUCCAUAUUGGACUAUUAUGCGUUCAAGAAAAUCCUGCAGAUCGACCAGAAAUGUCUAUAAUCUUUCAGAUGCUAACCAACAGCUCCAUUAUUCUACCUGUGCCUCAACCACCUGGAUUUUUCUUCAGGAACAGACCCAAUUUAGACCUUUUAACCUAUGGAUCCGAGCAGGGGCAAUCCAGCAGCAAGUCUAUUCCUUGUUCUAUAGACAGUGCAUCAAUUACUAGAGUCACUCCUCGUUGAAACUCUUGCUUUCGCAUUAUGUAUGUAGAUUAGCACCAGUCCGUAAAGCCUUCCUUGUAGCACAAGUAACUCCAGUUUGUCAAAGUCUAUAUAAAGAAAUUGAGCAUUAAAUUAAUUUUGAAAGGGAUGUGUAAUGAUAUAAGAAGUCUAUCAAUAUGAUU
Molecule: messenger RNA, 2168 nt
Organism: Eutrema salsugineum
Lineage: Eukaryota; Viridiplantae; Streptophyta; Magnoliopsida; Brassicales; Brassicaceae
Product: putative cysteine-rich receptor-like protein kinase 31
Biological process (GO): protein phosphorylation
Molecular function (GO): ATP binding; protein kinase activity
Source: RefSeq, a predicted model, not a curated record